Molecule: messenger RNA, 4283 nt
Organism: Betta splendens (Siamese fighting fish)
Lineage: Eukaryota; Metazoa; Chordata; Actinopteri; Anabantiformes; Osphronemidae
Product: gastrin-releasing peptide receptor-like
Exons: 4
Coding region: 2685-3743 (352 amino acids)
Biological process (GO): G protein-coupled receptor signaling pathway
Cellular component (GO): membrane
Molecular function (GO): G protein-coupled peptide receptor activity
Source: RefSeq, a predicted model, not a curated record
GGGCACGGCGGCCUCUGCGCCCUGGCCCGGGAGCAGCGCGCCUCUGUAGUCGGAGAAACGGUUCGCGAAGCAGCGAGUGUUUUCCAUCACCGGUGAAAUGACUGGCCCGCGUCGACAGCCCAGAUAUGUGGCCCGCUCAAGUUCAUCGGCUUCGCCAGCAGAUGGCGACAGACGCUGGCAGCUCGGCGGGAUCUGUCCGUGGUGCUGAAGAGGACAUGGAGCGGCUCCAUCACUCGGUUUGACCUUUGUUUUGAGACUGAAACAAAACACACAAUUAUGUCUUACACAAAAAUGUAACUUGUUUACCUGUGAUAUAUCGACUGGAUGUAGGCGGUAAACGUAUUAAGCUGUGAGGCCUGAAAGAUGAUGAAAACUAUUUAAUGUGACUGCAGGCAUAGUGAAGGGAAACACCUAUCAGUUAGACAGUUAUAGUAGGAAUCAGCACAUAUUAUAUAUAUUAUAUUAUACUAUAUUAUAUUACCCAUCCAUCCAUUUGCUGGUGCCUAUUCCAGCUGUCUUUUGGCGAGAGGCAGGGUACACCCUGGGCAGGUCGCCAGUCCAUCACUUGCACACACAGACAGACAAACUAUCAUUCACACACACACACUCACACCUAUGGGCAAUUUAGAGUGACCAAUCAACCUAAUGCAUGGUUAAUCUGGACCGUGGGAGGGAGUCGGAGAACCUGGAGAGAACCCACGCGAAACACGAGGAGAACAUGCAAACUGUUAUAUUAUAUUAUAUUAUAUUAUAUUAUAUUAUAUUAUAUUAUAUUAUAUUAUAUUAUAUUAUAUUAUAUUAUAUUAUAUUAUAUUAUAUUAUAUUAUAUUAUAUUAAUUUAUUGAGGCUUCAUCAUAUCGGUUAUUGAUAACAAUGAUGAGUCUCCCAAACAGAACAUGUUUAUUGAAAUAUUCAACAGAAGAGUGGAAUCAUCAGACGCAGGUGCACAAAAAGAUGAAAAGAUGGCGAAUGUCCUGUUGGAAAAAGGAAACAUCCCGUAGUAUAAAAAUCAUUUUAAUCUUGUGGAAAUUCCCUUUUGUAAUGGCAAGUCAUGGAUUCGCUCCAAGAUGGAGGUGUACAUUUUUUUGUGUUAGAAAAUAAAAGAAAAUGUGAUCACAGGUUUCACCACAAGAAAGAAACGAUUGGACAAAACUCAAGAACAGAAAUAACCAGAAACAGGAACAUUCAAAAAAGACAGGGGAGUUGUAAUACAAAAUUCUAUACAUGCAAACCACAGAUAACAAAGCCCAGUACAUCGCUCUAAACUACAAACACAUCAAACACAGGAGUUCCACCUGAGGUAUCAGUUGAACUCAUUACCACUUUGUGCCAUUUCCAAGAUGAUUCAAGUGGUUAUCUGAGUUGAAAUAGUGUGUGAAAAGCUUUGACUGAUAUUUUCAUUUGAAAUUGUUUUUUUUUACCCAUUUAAAGAUAAAGAAAGUACAAAUGCCAUGGAGAUACAAAGCAAAUGUCAUCUCAUGAAUACAGAACUAAUUAAAUUUUUUACCACAUGUUUUCUUGAAAACUGAAAAGCCAUAUAAUGCAAAUUGAAUUGAAACUUUUCCCAAACCAGAAGACACAGACGCGGAGGAUAGUGGAACAAAGUGAUGAAGAGACCGUCUUGACAUCAAAGAACUGACGGAAAGUGAAAGAAUGACGUUGACCUCAGAGAUAUGAAAAACCUAUUCUUGGUCCAUCUAGCUUUUACUGUUUGUAAAUUCAAAUAAAAGCUUGAUUCACUUUGAUGAAGACUCAAACAAAUUGUGGAAAAUGAAUUAUACACAUACGUGUGUGUGGGGGAAACACAAGUCUGUUGCCAUUUUGUGCUUUGAUAACAUUUUAAACAAAUUUGCCUAAAGUUCUCAGAUUCCAGCUAAGAGGACCAUAUUUUCAUCUGUCUUAUCUACUGCGUCCAUACAAGAAAACUCCAUUUGCAUUUAUAUUAGGAAAUGAUUUGGGGCCCAAUUGGCAGCAUCUGAUGCGGCACGAAAUAACACCCCAUGUCUCCAUGAUACGGACACAUGGACGAAAGACAAUUUGAUUGUGGAAGUUCAAAAGUGCAUCAUACGAAGCAGAGCACACUCACCUCUCAAUGAAACAACAACAACACAGCAAACAGAAAAUGACAAAAUGAUCAGAGACACAAACCAGCAAAAAGACGCGUGUGAUCAAAUGAUCAAAGACAUUAAACUAGGAGGGAAAUUACUAAGUGAUGCAAAACAGGUAAAAAAGAAGAAAAAGACAUAAAAGAGCACAAAUAGAUCAAAAUCUCUGUUAAUGAGCAAUAACAAGGAAAUGAAGCGGACCCAAGGUCACAACAAACAAAGAGACACGUGUUUACAAAGAGACAACAACCAUAAAUCAUAAUAUUAAUCUUGGGCGAGUUGUGUCACAUGAUGCAAAUGAUGAAACUCCUCUGAAAGCGUGGGAACAGCUCAGAGGUGACGCUCGGCCUCUGUCCUCAUCAGCUGCCAGUGAAUGGACGACAGCCCAAACUCCCACCAGCCUCGUAAAGGAACCAUUAGAUCCAGAAUUAGGUCUAAAUGAGUUCAGCUCGUCUCUCAACGCUCAGGAUGUAGAUCUAGUUUUAGGGCGAAAGCGUGACGCACGCGCCACGCGUCUAUAAAUGCAGCCGCUCAGCGCGUCCGCCGCUGAGAGCCUCCGUCCUCUCCCACGCUGCCGUCAUGUCCGCGGAGGAGUCCUAUGAGGACAGCGGGGACGCGAACGCGUCCACGGGGCUCGUGGACCCCACGGGGGGUGAGCAUCAGUACAACAUCUGGCUCCCUGGAGUGGGCAUCGCCGCCGUGUACGGUCUGAUCAUCGCCGUGGGUCUGGUUGGAAAUGUGACUUUACUGAAGACGUGCGUGAUGGUGAAGUCCAUGCGGACGGUGCCCAACCUGUUCCUGUCCAGCUUGGCUGUGGGGGACCUGCUGCUGCUCGUCACCUGCGCGCCGGUGGACGCCAGCCGCUACCUGGUGGACGAGUGGCUGUUCGGACGCGUCGGGUGCAAACUGAUCCCGUUCAUCCAGCUGACGUCCGUCGGCGUCUCCGUGUUCACGCUCACCGCCCUCUCCGCCGACCGGUACAAAGCCAUCGUCACGCCGCUGGACGGCCACAGUGAGCCCCUCGGCGUCUGCUUACGGGCCGGCUCCAUCUGGCUGCUCUCCGUCACCCUGGCCGUCCCCGAGGCCGUCUUCUCCGACCUGCACACCUUCACCACCAGCCACAGCAACGAGACGUUCGUCACCUGCGCCCCGUACCCCCACGCCGGAGCCCUGCACCCCAGGAUCCACGCCACCGCCUCCUUCCUCGCCUUCUACGUCGUCCCGCUCUUCGUCAUAUCCGUCUACUACUGCUUCAUCGCCCGCAGCCUGGUCCGGAGCUCCGCCGACCCCCCCACGGAGGGACGCCCGCGCCUGCAGAAACAGUUCAAGGCCAGGCAGCGGCUGGCGAGGAGCGUGCUGGUGCUGGUGGGCCUGUUCGCCGUCUGCUGGCUGCCCAGCCACGUGCUCUACCUGUACCGCUGCUACCGCUACGGCCGCGUGGACACGUCGCUGGGCCACUUCGCCGCCAGCGUGUGCGCCCGCGUCCUGGCCUUCACCAACUCCUGCGUGAACCCGUUCGCCCUGUGCCUGAUGAGCAAGAGCUUCCGCCGGCACUUCCGGCAGCAGCUGCUGUGCUGCGCGGCUCCCGGGCCGCUGCGCAGCCAGAACAGCGUGAGCACCAACCUCAGCACCGUCUGAGGCAUCGCUGUAAAACGCACACACGCCGUGCAUGAAGGAGCUUUGUCAUGUUUAAUGAUCAUGGAUUCAUGGAGCCUCCUCUGAGAUUUGAGCGUUUCGUGUGUAUGAAAUGAUCAUUCAAGCAGCUACUUUACGUGUUUACACCUCAUAACCCUUUUAUCUGUGGCUCAGCGCCUGAUGGAAAUCUCACCUGGAGCAGGUGGUUGUGAGUGAAGGUGCUGUGGAGCUGAACUCUGCAGGGUCAAGUUCUGAGCAACUGCCCAGUUCAUGUGAAAAGACAAAGUCGCAGCUGGUUAGCGAACAGAUGUUGGCUGCAGCAAAGCCGCGGACGCUGCUGGUAAAGAAAAUGAAAAUGAGUCAUGAUUCAUUGUUUGUUUACUGGCUGGAGGUCUGUUUUCAUGCUCAUGGAGUUUGGCAACGAGCAGCUGCACAACAGCCAAGUUUUAAUCCUGCAAAAUGCAGAGCCGUAAGGCAAAUCUGCACACGCUGCCGUUUCAUUGUGUUCACACUAAAUAGUAUUAAUAAAAGUCAACAAACCUG